This is a messenger RNA of Aspergillus nomiae NRRL 13137, 990 nucleotides long. Its product is annotated as FPP/GGPP synthase family protein. Gene Ontology annotation, biological process: isoprenoid biosynthetic process. Lineage: Eukaryota; Fungi; Ascomycota; Eurotiomycetes; Eurotiales; Aspergillaceae. The transcript is spliced from 5 exons. Gene Ontology annotation, molecular function: prenyltransferase activity. The record is from RefSeq and is a predicted model, not a curated record. The coding region runs from base 1 to 990 and encodes 329 amino acids.
AUGGAUCCAGAUGAGGGGCAGAGCACAGCUCCCAACAAGUCAAGAAUGCCCGGUACCAAAUAUGAUAUCUUCGCGCCGUUCCAAAAAGCCAACGCGGAAAAGAUAUGCAUGGAGCCUUUCGAGUACACUAGGUCUCUUCCCGGCAAGAACACCGUUGGUAAGGUCAUCGCGAGCUUGCGGCCUUGGCUGAAUAUUUCCGACCAUUCUGCAGCGGUCCUUACAGAUGUCAUGACAAUGUUGCAGAAUGCAUCUUUAAUGCUAGAUGAUAUUGAAGACCGCUCUCAACUUCGACGUGGUGAACCCGCGGCGCACGUUAAGUAUGGCUUGAGUCAAACAAUCAACAGCACUACGUAUAUUGCUGCCAAGGCUGUCUCCGAGGUUCAGACCCAUCUACGGCCAGAUUGUGCCAAAGUCCUGUCUGAGGAGCUCCAAACUCUCACGUUAGGCCAAGCUCUCGAUCUCAACUGGACAUUCCACAAACAGUGUCCCAGCGUGCAAGAGUACCUUGUCAUGAUUGACCACAAGACUGGAGGUUUCUUCCGCCUGCUGCUUCGGAUCAUGGAAGUGGAAGCCAAUGCCACGCCGAAUGAGGAGCUACAUCAUCUGAUUACUCUGCUGGGGAGAUACUACCAAAUUCGAGAUGAUCACCAGAACUUAGUUUCUGAUGAGUAUACCGCUAAGAAGGGCUUCUGUGACGAUCUUUCUGAGGGGAAGUUUUCGUUUCCGCUUAUCCAUCUGCUCGAGCAUAGUCCCAAUGCCAGUAUGCUGCAUAAACAGAUCUUCGACCGGCAACCCGAGGACAAGGGGGAAAUCUCUGAGGAGACAAAGUCGUAUAUCAUUGCACAAAUGAAGGAAAUAGGUAGCUUGGAGUAUACGCGGGAGGUUCUGGAUGGCCUCUUUGAUUCAAUAUGGAAGACAAUAGAGAAGGUCGAAGAGGUCAUGGGAGACAAUAUGUGGCUCAAGGCUCUCUGCACAAUAUUAAAGCUGUGA